CCAUUACAACUAAAAUUAUUGAAAAAUACAAUCUUAGCUCUAAUAUGGGCUCGCAGACGCCUUCAGGAUGGUUUUAAAUUUAGCAAUGAGCAGAUAGGUGUAUUGAUACCUAAUCAGAGGAGUGGGAAAAAUAAAACUAUAAAUAUUGUCGAAGGUAAUUGUAGAAUAGUUCUAGCAUCACCCCCAAAAAAUCUAGAAGAAGAGAUUAUCAGAGAAAAAGCAAAACAAAUCUUGCAAAAUAGAUAUGGGUUUAGUGAGGAUCAAGAAGAAACAAUCAGAGAGAUGGCGCGUUGGCUUUUACAGGAUAAACUUAGCAUUAGAGAUGUAAGAGCUGAAGCUUAUGCCUUAGCCCUAUCAGCAAAAAAUGCUAAUGCUGGCUCAUCAUGUCUCACUUGUCUUCGUAGAGAACUAAAAAAUCUUGGCACUCCAUUCCAAAUAAUCGAAGCUACGAAAUUUCCUGAUAUUACAAAAGAUGCCAAUGAAAUUUAG
Dentiscutata erythropus is the source of this 489-nucleotide messenger RNA. NCBI's taxonomy places the organism in Eukaryota, Fungi, Glomeromycota, Glomeromycetes, Diversisporales, Gigasporaceae. The record is from the annotation of a GenBank genome assembly.